AGUCCACCCUCCCCCCAUCCAAAGUCCACUUCCUCACCAUCCACAAUCCACCACCAUCCCAUCCAGAGUGCACCACCGCCCCAUCCAUAGUCAAGCCUCCCUGCUCAUUUGGCGACACACUCCACCCCUACCUCUCCUUCCCCCCCUCCCAUCGUUUGCUGACAGCCAGAAGUGCACGUGCAAAAUGGUUAGGCCUGUGGGAGGAGGGACACACCCAGCGCAGCAGGCGGUGUCAGAGGCCCGGCGAGGCACGGUGUCCAUGACGUGCCACAUGGGUCCUCUCGUCGCGGUGUGGCGUGUGGGUUUGACGGGGAAGUGUAGGCUACAGGACAGGGUCGCCACAGUGGACGAUCUGAUUUUUUUCCUUGCCCAACAUGCCAAGGCCGUAGUGGAGAGCCUUGAGAAGGCUGCGCUAGCUGCAGUCCCCCAAGACGAUGCCAAGGCCAGAGCAAAGCUGUUGGAGGGACACAAGAAAGCAUACGGGAUCAUAUUCGCGAGCCGUGUGCGAGAUGGACCUGCCUCUGCCGCACAACUCCUAGCGCGAACCACUGGGGCUCUCCGUGGGGUCAGAUUUGGGUUUCCGCUCUACAAGUGGACAGAGGCCGGAAAGUAUAGACUGGCUGAGGGCAAUGGAUGGGGUGGCGCACGCCAAGGGCAAGCCUACGAAGCACAAAAGGAUGCCACCCUCACCGCUGUGAGGGAUGGGCAGAGCAGGGGAGAGAGCGGGGAGCAUUGUGGGCUGCCCAGAGGAAGUCUCCGGGCACACCUCGCUGCCAUGCGUGGAGCCAAGCCCAAUACUUGGGCAUGAAGCAAAAGUGGAGGCUCCCAUAGUGGAAGACUGGGUGGGAUAGGUUUGGGGGCGAGGGUAACACGCGUUCCCACUGGCGGCAGCGUCGGUAAUCUGGGCGGCGAUUGUGGUGCACGCCCGUGGUGCCGUUGGGGUGUUGGCCGGGCGGGGUUGGUGUGGAUUAUUCUUGUGCAUCAUAAAUAUAACCGCACAUGUCCCACUAACACGGAUGCCUUGUGAUGGCCACAAUCGCUCACUGGCAAGGGGUACAAAACAUUUCAAGGCGUGAUACUUAUAUCCAUCGGGGGAGGUUAUGCUUCCAAUGGUCUCGACAG
Molecule: messenger RNA, 1122 nt
Organism: Closterium sp. NIES-67
Lineage: Eukaryota; Viridiplantae; Streptophyta; Zygnematophyceae; Desmidiales; Closteriaceae
Source: the annotation of a GenBank genome assembly